AGUGCGCUCAUCCUUUCAAUCCCUAUCAAGGCAAAACCUGAAAAGAUGCUGACUAUUUCGCUGAUAUGGGGAGUAGUUGUGGCUGUGUGCUGCUUCUUCUGGCUUAUUGUUGGCAUUAGAAGACGACAACCCGGAGAGCCGCCUCUGGAAAACGGCUUAAUUCCCUACCUUGGAUGUGCCUUGCAGUUUGGUGCCAACCCUCUAGAGUUUCUCCGAUCGCGGCAGAAAAAAUAUGGAGAUGUCUUCACCUGUAAAAUUGCUGGAAAAUUUGUGCACUUUGUGACUGACCCAUUUUCGUUUGAUCUAGUAAUGCGUCAUGGGCGUCACUUCGAUUGGCAGAAGUUCCACUAUUCAACAUCUGCCAAGGCAUUUGGACAUAGCAGCAUGAAUCCUGUUGAUGGCAAAACCACUGAAAAUAUACAUGAAACAUUUAAGACCAUGCAGGGAGAUGCCCUGGACCCGAUGAUUUCUUCCAUGAUGGAGAAUCUUCAACAUGCAAUCUUGAAGUCUGUGGCAUCCAAAGAAAAAGAAUGGUCCAAAGAGGGUCUCUAUGCCUUCUGUUACCAAGUAAUGUUCGAGUCUGGUUACUUAACCCUUUUUGGCAAAGAGUGGAACAAUAAAAAUGACACAAGUUUAGCUAGAGAGGAAGCACAAAGAGCCCUUAUCCACAAUGCCAUUGAAAACUUCAAAAAAUUCGACAGAAUCUUUCCUGCGCUAGUAGCAGGUCUACCCAUACAUGUCUUCAAAUCAGCUUACAGUGCCAGGGAGAACCUAGCAAAGGAUCUGUUCCAUGAGAAUCUCAGGAAAAGAAUCAACCUCUCAGAGAUUGUCAGCCAUAGGAUGUUCAUGAAUGACACAGUUUCCACUCUAAAUGAUUCAGAUAAGGCAAAGACCCACUUGGCGCUCCUCUGGGCAUCGCUAGCUAACACCCUUCCUGCAACGUUCUGGAGUGUCUACUACCUCCUUGGAUGCCCAAAAGCAAUGAAGGCAGCCACCGAGGAGAUCAGCCAGGCUUUGACAAAUGCUUCUCAGAAAGUCACCUUUGAUGACAAGUUCAUUUUUCUCAAUCGUCUUCAGCUGGAGGAGAUGCCGAUUUUAGACAGCAUCAUCAAGGAAUCAAUGAGGCUAUCCAGUGCAUCAAUGAACAUCAGAGUGGCCAAGGAGAAUUUUACCUUACAACUUGAAGAAAAGGGGGUAUAUGGCAUCCGUAAAGAUGACAUUGUCGCCCUCUACCCGCAGACCGUUCAUUGGGAUCCUGAAGUUUAUGAGGACCCCAUGGUAUUCAAAUAUGAUCGUUUCCUAGAUGAGAAUGGCAAAGAGAAGACAAAUUUUUACCUCAAAGGAAAGAAAUUAAAGUAUUACUACUUGCCGUUUGGGUCUGGGAGAACCAAAUGCCCUGGACGUCAAUUUGCCGUGCUUGAGAUCAAACAGUUACUGACUCUCCUGAUUUCUUACUUUGAUAUGGAACUUGCAGAUAAAAAUGCAAAAUGCCCACCCCUAGAUCAGUCCCGUGCAGGCCUAGGCAUUUUACCGCCCACAAAUGAUGUUGAUUUCCGAUUUAGACUGAAAGCUCACUAAAUGAAACUACACAACGUAGAUCAUCACAGUACACAUUGACCAUUGCUAUAUUAUGGAGGCCGUCAGGUUUUUAUUGUCUUUUGCAACAACAACAAUGGGGGAGAAUUAUCAAACUGGUGUAAAGUAGAAGUGGCUUAGUUGCCCAUGGCAACCAAUCAGAGUCCACCUUUCAU
Messenger RNA from Bufo gargarizans (Asiatic toad), 1751 nucleotides. RefSeq names its product cytochrome P450 7A1-like. The record is from RefSeq and is a predicted model, not a curated record. NCBI's taxonomy places the organism in Eukaryota, Metazoa, Chordata, Amphibia, Anura, Bufonidae. The coding region runs from base 46 to 1578 and encodes 510 amino acids. The transcript is spliced from 6 exons. Gene Ontology annotation, molecular function: iron ion binding; oxidoreductase activity, acting on paired donors, with incorporation or reduction of molecular oxygen; heme binding. Gene Ontology annotation, biological process: cholesterol homeostasis; bile acid biosynthetic process.